CAAUGGACGGCCUCAGCAAGGUGUCUGGUUACUCCCAGUCAGCCCACGCGAGCUGGGCUAAAGGAGGGGUUACUCUGCUUCUAAGCAGUAAUGGUGACUGGGCUGCGCUUGAGGAGAGCCCAGUACUGCUUAGUGAGCAUCAAGCACGACUUUUUAGCAAUUUAAGGAUAACAGUUUUUUAAUUUUUGUUUUUUUAACCGCAAAACUCUGGAUACACUGACUUCAGUGUAGUGGAUUUUAAGUGUGGGGACCUGUUACCUACCUUGCCUUGCCUGCCUGCCUCGCCGUGAAUUCAACCCAAGAUGUUGCUUUGUGGAUGGGAUGGCCUCUUGUCCCGUCUGUGUGCGAACUCGUAGCCUUGUCGGAGAACAAAUAUAUCAAUUUAAAGUUGUUUUGUAGCCCUUCUCGCCUGGGAAGAUGCAUGUGUCUCUGGCAGAGGCGUUGGAGGUUCGAGGAGGUCCGCUCCAGGAGGAGGAGGUGUGGGCCGUGCUCAGCCAGAGUGCUGAGAGCCUCCAAGAACUCUUUCACAAAGACCCUACAGCCAUGGGCUUCAUCAUCUCCCCCUGGUCCCUCCUGCUCAUGCCCUCUGGCAACAUCUCCUUCGCAGACGAGUAUGUCACCCAGCAGGACCUGAGGGCCUUCACAGCUCCAGAGGUUCUGGGAGGAGUCUCCCUGUCUGUCUGUGACAUAGAGAAGAUGCACAUGUUCUCUCUGGGGAUGACCUUGUUCUGGGGAGCAGACUAUGAGAUCCCCCAAAGUCAGCCGAUGAAGCUGGGGGAGCACCUGAACAGCCUGCUUCUCAACAUGUGUGAUGAUGUUACAUUGAGUCGAAUGUCGCUGCGCACGGUGCUGGACAUCUGCAGCAAACACGUUCGAAACUCCACUGGUGACCCUCCCUUCUCCUAUAUCAGGAAACUGGUUCGGUUGGUGCUGGGCAGCCUUUCCCAGCUGGACGGUCUGCUGACUGAUAGAGAGUCUCUUCCGGAGCGGAGUAAGGAGAUUCGGGAGCGUCUGAGGGGUAAAGGUUUGCCCUCGGGCAGGAGUGCCGCCCCCAGAGUUCUUGAGCGCUACCGUGCCCGAACUCAGGAGCAGACAUCUCUUAACCGGGGCCUCAGCCGCUCCAUGGGCUCCCUACCCAUCCAGGAACUGUUAAAAGGGGAUGACGGGGCCGCCCUACAGUAUUCCCUACCCAACUCUGACUCUCCCACAGACCUUUACUCCAGACCCCCUUCACUACAGCACCAGCUAUCUUACCCCUACCUCCACCCCCUCCACCCCCAGCAGAAGGGCCGGCCUGUGGAACUGGAUCGGAGGUCUCUACCCUUCCACGGCGGGGACCUGGUCCCCAGUCAGGCCAGGAAGAACUGGGCCUCCUCUGUGGACUUGGCUUACAUUGACCCAGAAGCUCUUCGGUUCGGGGCUUUGGAGGAUGCGCGGAGGGGCAGCAGCGCUAUAAGCACCCACUCCAUGGGCAGGCGCAAAUCGCCCUUGUCGUCUGCCCGGGAGAGGGACGGUCGCUACUCUGAGUUUGCUGGACUGAAGAGCAGGAAGCCUCAUCACCACUCAGCGCUGUCUGUAGGCUCAGGCCUCCCUGGAGCUUACGACAGGAUUAAAGAGAAACAGAGGAAACUUCAGAUGCUCAGACAGGCAGUAGAUGACCCUGUCCACACUCACCAGAGGUACCACAGUGACUACAGCUCAUCUAGCGAAAGCCCGUCAGUGACCUCCUCUGAUCCAGACUACAGACACGCUAAGAAACCAGGUGAUGUGAGGAGAUUUGGCUCCCAGCUGGCACUUUCCUCUGAACACGACGCCUUGUCAUUGACGAGUCACAACGCACACAGGCUCAGGCAGUAUGAGGUAGCAGCUGAUGAAGGUCUCAUCGGGGCCGAGCUGCUCCUCCAGAAGCAGGAGGAGGAUAUGCUGCGGCUCCAGGCCCACCUGGCCAACAGGCUGUCCAGAGCUAACCUCUACCCCGCAGAUGACCCCCUUGCCCCACCUCGUACUUCCCUCCUCGACCUCCGGGACCCCAUCUAUACCUCCUCUGUACCACUCCGCAAACCUAAGAAUUUCCAUGGGCCUGAGUUUGUGAAGAUGGCCAGUGAGCCCCCUGUCGCCUUAUGUGUCCCCUCAUCAAUAAUGAAACGUGGGAAGGUGGAGGAGGUGCAGAGGAAGGUGGGCGUGGUGCUCCUGAACAGCCAAAAGCUGGAGCUGAGCUGUGAUAUCAAGGCGGUGUGUAAAGACGUUCUCGAUAUGGUGGUCGCCCACAUCGGGCUUGUGGAGCACCAUCUCUUCAGCCUGGCGUACCUCAAAGAUAAUGAGUUCUUCUUUGUUGAAACUGAUGCCAAACUCACCAAAGUGGCUCCAGAGGGAUGGAAGGAGGAUCCUAAGAAGAAGAAAUUGGAUGUGCCUUUUAAUCUUUUCUUACGCAUUAAAUUCUUCCUGGAUGAUGUCAACCUCAUACAGCAUGCCAUGACCAAACAUCAGUACUACCUACAGCUAAGGAAGGACAUAUUGGAGGAAAGGACGCGCUGUGACACACAAAAUGCCAUGCUGCUUGCUUCGCUGGCACUGCAAGCUGAAUUCAGCAACUACCAACCUGAGCUCCAUGGGAAGACUUACUUCAGAGUGGAGCACUACCUGCCAGCAUCAGUCCUGGAUAAGGUGAACCAGACAACCAUUAAAGAGGAGCUGCCCAAACUUCACAGCAACUAUUACGGAGCAUCUGACACAGAGGCAGAGUUUGAGUUUCUCAAGGUGAGCCAGAGGCUGCCAGAGUACGGUGUCCACUUCCACCGGGUGCUUCCUGAGAAGAGGUCCCAGACAGGCAUAAUGCUGGGUGUCUUCUCCAAGGGGGUGCUCAUCUUUGAAGUCCUUAACGGAAAUCGAACCGCUGUGCUAAGGUUCCCUUGGAGGGAGACUAAAAAGAUUUCCUUUGCGAAGAAGAAGAUCUGCCUUCAGAACUCAUCAGAUGGGAUCAAGCACCAGUUUCAGACGGACAGCAACAAGACGUGUCAGUAUCUGCUGCAGCUCUGCUCUGAUCAGCACAAGUUCCACCUGCAGAUGAAGGCACGCCAAAACAACCAGGAGCUGCAGGAGCUAGAGAACAGCCCAUUGAGCAGCUUGCAGUAUUCCAUUGACCCUCACAGUGCAGAUUCAGUAGGCAGGACACUGAGCUCUGGCAGCCUGGGCCCCAGCUUAUCUACCCGCUCCGACCCAGACCACCUGAAGAGGAUCUCCUACUCAGAAGUGGCCCUCAACAAAGCCCCAUCAGGGCCGAUAUUCCUCCAAGAUGAGUUUCACUUUCCAGGUUUCAAUCCAGCCGUCUCCUCCGCUCUUUCUGACCCCCGGCCGAUGAGCCGCUCACACCACAACCUCGCACACAUGCCGGAGUCUCUGGAGCGCCGAUCGGCUGAUUCCUACCAAAGCCAGUCGCACGUCAGGAUGAGUCAGCCACCGCCAAACCAAAUGACCUCUCUGUUGCAGCAGCAGAGAGUCGGUUUGGAUGCGGACUCACUCUCAAAACAACAGGACAAAUCGUUCGGUGCAGUGCCUCACAGCAGUCCAGGCUGGAGUCACAACAUGUCCAAAAGAGAAUCUGACUCCUCCUCCAUUGAGGACACUGGCCAAGCUUAUGUAGUGGGUGUCAGUAUGCACAGUUCGUCUGGAACGCCUUCAACCCCAGCCUCAGUCAACGAUUCCCUCAUUAAGAAGCUCAGCGCCUUACCGUCUCCAGAGAGAGAGAUCACAACUGUGCACCUGAAGAAAGAUGUGAAAUACGGCCUGGGGUUCCAGGUUGUUGGAGGGGAGAAUUCCGGUCGAGUGGAUCUUGGCACCAUCAUUAGCUCCAUCACUCCUGGGGGUCCUGCUGACGUCAAUGGCUGCCUCAAACCUGGUGACCGGCUGAUCUCAGUGAAUGAUGUGAACCUCUAUGGGCUGCCUCAUGCUGCCACAGUUGAUAUUCUCCAAAAUGCUCCCGAUGAAGUGAAUCUGGUGGUGUCCCAGCCUAAAGAGAGGCUCUACAAAGAAUCCCCUUCUGGCUAUCCCCCCUACCAAGCCAACUCUGCUUUGAAGGCCCUUAACGCCCCACAGAGGCGAGAACCUGACUUCGAUAGCUCUUCAGAAGAGAAGGCGGGAACAGCAAGCCCCAUCCCUCCUCUCCAAAGUGCUGGCUCACCGCCAUCGACUUCCUCCCCAGUCCACCAGCUCAUCCUCCUCAAUUCACAGGAUCCCGGCCCCAGGAUGAGCAGUGUUGCUAAAACCAGCAAACCUCCUGUUAUCGAUGUUCAACAGUGCCUUGAGAGAGCUAAAGCUGCUCCUACUGCUGCAGCUAUUGUCCAACAUCACAGACCAGAAGCUAACAACGCAGGUUUGGAGCCGACACCCCCGGCUCUGCCGCCCAAAACUAGAAAACCUAAACUGUCCGAAGCUCCGAAAGUUUCCGAGCAUUCGGACUGGGGGGAUUCAGACAUGGAUGAGGAGACUUAUUCCAGUCAGGAGAAACUCAGUGUGAAAAAGGAAUACAUCAUGGAAAAUUUAAACGGUAAUGCCCCAGGGGUCAAUAGUCUCCGUCCAGGUGAACUAUUUGACGUUGAGCUGUCCAAAAAAGACAGCAGCCUGGGCAUAAGUGUCACGGUACUGUUCGGCAAGGGGGGAGUCAACACGACGGUUCGACAUGGAGGCAUCUACGUCAAAGCCAUCAUCCCAAAAGGCGCUGCUGAGCUAGAUGGAAGGAUACAGAAAGGUGAUCGUGUGGUGGCUGUGAAUGGAAAAAGUCUGGAUGGAGCCACUCAUCAGCAAGCAGUAGAGGCUCUUAGGGACACUGGGCAGACGGUGCACUUGUUACUGGAGAAAGGCCAUCCGCCUGCAGACAGUAUCCACGCUCCCCUCACACCUCAGCGCACUCCGCCAAGCUCCGGCAGCGAGCGAGACUCGACGCAGAACACUGAGCAGCACCGUGGGGUCAAAGAGAGACCGGAGUACAGCUUUCUUACAGAAGAUAACGUGUUUGACGUGUGCCUGCUGAAGAACACAUCAGGACUUGGGUUCAGUUUCAGUCGGGAGGAGAAUGUCCCAGAUGAGCCGCAUGGUACCAGCAUGGUCCGGGUUAAAAAGCUCUUUCCUGGUCAACCAGCUGCAGAGAGCGGUCGCAUCAAAGUGGGUGACGUCAUAAUGCGGGUCAAUCAGACUCCCCUGAAAGGACUUUCACAACAUGAGGUGAUCUCAGCCUUGCGAGGAACAGGACAGGAGGUGACUUUGCUCCUCUGCAGACCUGAAAAUGGGGUUCUACCUGAAAUGGACACUUCAGCUUUGACGCCGAUGCCAUCUCCUCGGAAGGAGCUGCAGCCCCAGGCAGAGCCCAGCAUGAGCCCCGACAGAGCCGCCUCUCCUUCAGACUCAGAGGGUAAGCUAAUCCAUGGCUCCGUGGAGGACGCCCUGGAGAGGCUGCGGCUCAAAACCCCUGGCCGGCACAACAGCUACAGCGACAGCACAGAGGGGGACGAGGAGGUGGAAGAAGCCUUCAGCCCAAGCAAUGUGGAGCAGAGCAAGCAAAUGUGGGAGCGGAGCGUCUACCACACCCCCAGCAGCAACCUGGGACUGGGGCGCUACGACAGUACCGGUCAGCUGGAUGACAGCACCCAAUCUGCUUUCUACUCCCCAAACUUGUCGAUGACCAGAUCUGACCUCAGCCGGAGAGCCCCUUCAUCCCCCUUGAUGACUGAUCUUGAAUCAUCUCCUCAGCCUAUGGUCUCCUCCCCUAUUGCCCCAAGCCCAGACCCCCUCCCUCCUCCACUGCCUCUGCCGCUAAAUCUAACAGUGUCCGGCAAUGGACAGGACAUGGAGGAAUUUGUGCCGGACGUAGAGCUCAAAGUCUCUUUGGUAAAGUCAGAAAAGGGCAGCCUGGGCUUCACCCUGACCAAAGGAAAUGAUCAUGGGUGCUACAUCCACGACAUUGUCCAGGAUCCCGCCAAGGGAGAUGGAAGACUCAGGCCCGGGGACCGAAUGAUUAUGGUAAACAACACAGAUGUUAGCAAUAUGGGCCACACCGAGGUGGUCAAUUUGGUGCGUGCGGCCCCUCGUGUGGUUGACCUGGUUGUAGGAAGGGUCCUGGAGCCUCCAAAGCCCCCCAUAGAUGCACACCUCCUGCCUGACAUUUGCUUUAAGGGCAGUGAAGAACCACUGGGUUUGGUGUUGGAUGGAGGCAGCGACAGUGUUUACAAUGUCUUAUUUGUGAAAGACGUCCUGCCGGGAUCACUGGCCUCUGAGGAGGGCAGCCUGAGACCUCUUGAUCUAAUUCAUUACAUCAACGGUGCUCCCACCCAGGACCUAACCCUCAGCGAGAGCACCAGACUGUUAGAGCUCUCCCUUGAUGACCUCACUCUGAAGGCCACCAGGGAUGGAAGGCCAGUGUUUUCUGGGCAGAAAAGUGUCUCAUUUCUCAACAACAACAUAAGCCCCAACGUUUCAUCCAGCAUUAAUGGGUUUCUUAUAGGAGAAGAUUCAAGAGACACAGAGGGUCUUGCAGCCCUUUGUCCUAUAGAGGAGGAUAUCAUAACUCUUGAUCUGGAGAAGCCGCACGCAGGAGGUCUGGGUUUCUCUGUGAUUGGAGGUGAAAGGGGAAUAUUCGUCAAGUCCAUCACACCGGGAGGCAUAGCGGAGUUCACGGGCAAACUGCAAGUGGGAGACAGGCUGCUGAAAGUGAAUGACGAUCUAAUGACAGGCGUAUCCCACACCAAAGCCGUCACUACCAUCCGGAAAGCUAAAGGCCUGGUACACCUCGUGGUAUCCAGACCGCCAGACCAGAAGCCCAGCACAUAUCUGGCAUACCUUCCUAUCAACUCUGACGAGUGCAAUGGAAACACAGAUCUUAGUGACGACAGUGGAGCAAACACAACGCUCAUAGCUCCCGGGAGUGAGCGGAAAUCUAUCAGCUUCCCUCCAAUACCACCAAUAGACUAUGAAGAUGAUCCACUCGAGCAUAAAAGAGUGUCGGAGCGCAGUGCAGAGCUUUCAGAGGACACUGACUGUGAUGGCUCUUCUUUACCUGAUGACUCCCCUGAGAGUUCCCGGAAAGUUGAAUGGCAAGAGGAGAGUGUUGACGAUCCAAGGAGCGAAAACUAUUUGCAGAUGAGUGCUGGACAGCCAGAUGAUGAUGAAAUCACAUGGGGGAGUGAUGAAAUGCCGAUUAAGAAUAUAAACUCCAAAUUAAGAGAUGAUGGGCCAAUCAUCACGGAGGACGAGCUGACGUCUUUGCCCCUCGUCAAAGUUGUCCCUGACGGUCAGUACACAGGGCUGAAGCUCAACACUGUGGUCCGUAUGAUGAGGGGACUUCUGGAGCAGAAAGUCCCGCUGCAGGAGUUUGAAAAUCUACAGAACCUCCAGCCGCUGGAUGACUGUUUGAUUGGUCAGACGAAGGAGAACAAGAAGAAGAAUCGCUACAAGAAUAUCGUCCCCUUUGACACAACUCGAGUCAUGCUGGGAAAAGACGGGGGCUACAUCAAUGCCAACUUCAUCAAGAUGCCUGUGAAGGACGAGAGCUACAUGUACAUCGCCUGUCAGGGCCCCUUACCCACCACUCUGGGGGACUUUUGGCAGAUGGUUUGGGAGCAGAAGUCUAACGUGAUCGCCAUGAUGACGCAGGAAGUAGAGGGAGGGAAAGUGAAGUGUCAGCGGUACUGGCCGGACACGCCAAGGACCGCAGAGAUGGUGGACGACAGGCUGCAGAUCACACUGAUCAAAGACCAAUAUCUGGACAACUUUGUCAUCCGACUCAUCGAGGUCAAAGAUGUCCAGACCAAUGAAAUCCAGUAUGUGACUCAUUUGAACUAUACGGGAUGGCCAGACCAUGGGACACCCUCACAACCAGAGCAGCUGCUCACAUUUAUCUCCUAUAUGAGGCACGUUCAUCGAUCAGGGCCCAUAAUCACACACUGUAGUGCAGGCAUCGGUCGAUCAGGGACCCUCAUCUGUAUAGACGUGGCUCUGGGUCUCAUCAGUAAAGAUGCUGAUUUUGAUAUUUCAGAUGUCGUACGGAACAUGAGGCUUCAGAGACAGGGAAUGGUCCAAACAGAGGACCAAUAUAUUUUCUGCUAUCAAGUGAUCCUCUAUGUCCUCAGAUGUCUCCAGGCAGAAGAAACCAUCUCAGGAUAGCGGACACCACAUACUGUUGUCGUAUACAUGCUGGGUGACUGUUUCACAGGAACAAAACAAAAAUGGAGGAGAGCUCACACAGGCAAACAUUGCCAAAUUACACUACAAUUUUUUUUUUAAAUGCCUUAAAAUAUACAAUUCCUUGAGAGUAAACUCUUUUAAAGAAGUCUAUAUUUUUAUGUUUGCUUUUUAAGUUCUCUCUCUUUGGCUGCUACUCCCUUUCAAUGCAUUUAUGAGAACUGCUGAUUGUAUUUCUUACCAUCAUCCCCAGGAGAACACACAUGGUUUCCCCCCCACCCCACAAGAUUCUUGGAUAUUUUAAAAAUAAGUAUGAAAGUGAUCAAUGAGUUCAUAUUUUAUGUGGAACAAAAUUGUACUUGUGUAUUUUGAAUCCUAUUUUGAUGCUGGAACAUGCCUUGACAGAAUACUAUGUCAGUAUUUGCUUUGUAAAUCUAUUAUACAGUAAUUGCUUACUGCCUGAGGUAAAUGAUGAAAUUAAAAGUGUACAUAUUCAUCUCCUGAAGAUUAAACUGGAUACAUUUUAAA
Messenger RNA from Notolabrus celidotus (New Zealand spotty), 8697 nucleotides. It is a transcript of the gene ptpn13, whose product is annotated as protein tyrosine phosphatase non-receptor type 13. Gene Ontology annotation, cellular component: cytoskeleton; cytoplasm; nucleus. Bases 418 to 8151 code for a protein of 2577 amino acids. Gene Ontology annotation, molecular function: phosphatidylinositol 3-kinase regulatory subunit binding; protein tyrosine phosphatase activity. Lineage: Eukaryota; Metazoa; Chordata; Actinopteri; Labriformes; Labridae. The record is from RefSeq and is a predicted model, not a curated record. Gene Ontology annotation, biological process: peptidyl-tyrosine dephosphorylation. The transcript has 49 exons.